Tarenaya hassleriana is the source of this 930-nucleotide messenger RNA. Its product is annotated as transmembrane emp24 domain-containing protein p24beta3-like. Gene Ontology annotation, biological process: intracellular protein transport; Golgi organization; endoplasmic reticulum to Golgi vesicle-mediated transport. The transcript has 4 exons. Gene Ontology annotation, cellular component: COPII-coated ER to Golgi transport vesicle; Golgi apparatus; endoplasmic reticulum. The coding region runs from base 47 to 700 and encodes 217 amino acids. The record is from RefSeq and is a predicted model, not a curated record. NCBI's taxonomy places the organism in Eukaryota, Viridiplantae, Streptophyta, Magnoliopsida, Brassicales, Cleomaceae.
AAUUUUCUCGAGAAACAAACGGAGAAUUUGGUCGAAGACGAGGGAGAUGGAGACGAGAAUUGGCAGAGAUCCGAAGACCCAUCUGGUUUUGUUCGUUGGUUUGUUACUCCUGUCUUCGAUCGGACGAAUCUCUUCACUGUCGGUGACUGUGAACGACGUUGAAUGCGUCUACGAGUACGUUCUCUACGAAGGCGACACUGUGUCGGGAAACUUCGUCGUCGUCGACCAUGAUAUCUUCUGGGGUGCAGAUCAUCCCGGUCUUGAUUUUGAGGUCUCGUCUCCUGCGGGGAAUGUCGUACACAGUUUGAAAGGAACAUCUGGGGAUAAGUUCGAGUUCAAGGCCCCGAAAAGCGGAAUGUACAAAUUUUGUUUCCACAACCCCUACUCUUCACCAGAAACUGUCUCCUUCUAUAUUCAUGUCGGUCAUAUUCCCAAUGAACACGACAUAGCCAAAGAUGAACAUUUGGACCCAAUAAACGUUAAGAUUGCCGAGCUGAGAGAGGCUUUGGAAUCGGUUAUCUCUGAGCAGAAGUAUCUGAAAGCACGUGAUGCCCGACACCGUCAUACAAAUGAGAGCACGAGAAAGCGUGUGAUAUUCUACACCGUGGGAGAGUACCUUCUUCUGGCUGCAGCGAGUGCCCUUCAAGUUCUCUACAUCCGCAAGCUCUUCAGCAAGUCUGUUGCGUACAACCGAGUCUGAACCAAAAAACCCGAAUACGGUUUGUUUCCUCUUUGUUGAGUGUGGAAGAAGAUGAACACAAAUCCGCAAAAGGAGCAAGGCUUUAGAGGUUAACAGGAAAAAGACCCUUUUUUUUUACUCAAUGUGCAGCUACUGGAUUUCUUUUUAUACACUUUCUCUCUUCUGCUUACAGUAUACUUUUAUGUUGCAGAUCUUAAUAAUUUAAUUCAAAUCCAUGGUCUUUGCCUAUA